This is a messenger RNA of Microbotryum saponariae, 3888 nucleotides long. NCBI's taxonomy places the organism in Eukaryota, Fungi, Basidiomycota, Microbotryomycetes, Microbotryales, Microbotryaceae. The record is from the annotation of a GenBank genome assembly.
AUGCGUCUCUGGGCUUUCCUUUACCUCGCCUCCAUAUCAAGCCCUGCACUCUUUGCGCAGGCGUCCUUCGCUCAGCAACAGAUCCCACUCGAGGCUCCCUUCUCGGCCCCCUCAACCUCCUCGUCAACCUCCGGCGAGGCGAAUGUGCUGCAUCGCUUGACGUUCCCUUCCCGAGCAGCAACUCAGGCCGCCCGAGAUUUGCUGCAACACGACUAUGACGUAUGGAAGGCGACCCCAUCAACGAUCGACGUCCUCUUACCAACGUGGACCGAUCCAUCCGUUCCGUUCGAGUCGUGGCUCCUCGACUUGGGCGCCACGUCCUCCUCCAUCAUCAUCCCUUCCCUCUCUCAUCUUCUUCAAACCUCACCACCACUAGGCUCAUCCUACAACCGCAUGUUGUCCUCCGCCGCUCUCGCCAACUGGACCUCCCCGUCGGAAGCCUCAGCGACCCCAAGUGGGGCCUCUCCGCAACGCCGCGCUCUCGACGCCUCGACGAUCCAUGACUCGUACCACCCCAUCGAAGCCAUCGAGAACAUUCUCCGAUCGUUCGAACAGGAUUUUCCGGGCUUUGCCAAGGUCGUCGUCAUUGGCGCGAGCAGUGAAGGAAGAACCGUCUGGGGUCUCAAAGGUACGUUCGGGCAGCAGAUCUUUACCUCGCCAACUGUGAACAUCGAGCUGAACCUUCUAUAUCCUCACACAGUGACCAAUUUUGCUUACCAUCCCGAGUCUGCGCCGUUGCAUUUGGAGGAGACGACGAUGGACGAAUUGCUCAACAAGCGCAAGAACAAGAAGAAGAAGAAGCAGGAAGACGAACGGCCUGCAGGCAAACACGGCUUUGUCGUCGUCGGAGCCCAACACGCCCGCGAAUGGAUCGCACCCGCUACAGCACUGUACGCGAUCCACGACCUCCUACUCUCAAGCCUGCCCGAUGAAGCCUCGGACGAAGCCUCGGACAACACGCGACAACUGCUCGACGAGAUCGAAUUCACCUUCAUCCCCGUCUUGAACGUCGACGGCUACGCCUACACUUGGACCAACAACCGCUUGUGGCGCAAGAACCGUCAACCCGUCGGACCCGACUGCUUCGGCCUCGACCUCAACCGCAAUUGGCCUUAUGCCUUCUCCUCCCCUCGACCGAACCCCUGCUCGGACGCUUACCCUGGAUGCGAACCAUUCCAAUCGCCCGAACUGCAAGCCCUCUCGGCGUACCUAACGCAAGAAAAGCACAACAUCAAAGGCUUCCUCGACCUGCACAGUUUCGGCCAGUUCAUUCUCUUCCCUUACUCGUAUUCAUGCGACCACGCCUCGCCGGACCAAGAGAAUCAUUUCGAAGCCGUCGUCGGAGCGCAGAAAGCCCUUCGUGCCGUUCACGGUCGAUCGUUCGACGUGGGAUCGGUGUGUGAAGUGUCGUUGACUGCGCCAGGGGGGUCGUUGGAUUGGACGUAUCAGACGGCGGGGAUAAGGUGGUCUUUUGCGAUCGAGUUGAGGGAUCAGGGCGUGUUUGGGUUCCUUUUGCCGCCGAGUCAGAUCAGGGCUAGUGGGGAGGAGACGGCUGAAGCGUUCAAGGAGUUGGCGGCUUACGUGGUCAGGAAGGAGGCGGGGGGAGGUUCAGCUUUGAUGAGGAGUAAAGGAGGUCUGUUCGUUGCUCUGCAUCAGCCGGCACGUGUGUCUUUGUUCGUUUUCGGACUCGUUGCCCAUUUUGUAACUUUGCUAUGUUCAUGUCUAAUUGCAGACUAUUCUCUUCCUGCCUGUGAGCGCACGGCACGACACGGAACUCGCUGUUUAGAGUUUGCUCGGUACCGGUUGCUCGGCAUGCCGGCCAAGACUAAGCUUGGAUCAACGGCGUGCCGGGCGGCCGGCCCCACUUUGGUUCUCGCUUUCGGGUACUCGCAACCUCACUUCCUUCCUCGUACUGUCGCCUCAAAACAUGUCACCCACUCCUGACGUCCCCGGAGCUCUCAAUGCCGUCCACUCGACCUUCUCCUCCUCCCAACUCUCUCAAGACGCCCCGACCUUGACCCAAUUCGGCUCGACCUUCGGCUCGUUCGCGCCCCCCACCCCACCUCUGAUCAUCGUCCAUGCCGAAUCGACUCAAGACGUCGUCGCAUGCGUCAAUAUCGCGACAAAGUUCGGUAUAGUGAUCAUCCCCGUUGGAGGGAGAACCUCGCUGGAAGGACAGUUCCUUCCCCCUUCCAUUCCCGAGGCUCCAUCAUGUUGUCAUCCACCGCUCGAAGAUCGAACUCUACCCCGAACCGUCGAUUCCGGAAAACCGUCCGGCACCCCAUUGGGAAAACUAGAAACAUCCCCCCCACCAUCACCAUCACCACCACCCACCCUCAACUCCUCCCGUCCAACGAUCCACCUCUCCCUUUCCCGAAUGGACACCAUCCAACUCUUCCCCUCCGAUUUCAGCGCCAUCGUCGGUCCAGGAGCAGGUUGGCAAUCGCUCAAUGAACGUCUCGCAGAAGAGGGGGUCAAGCAAUUCUUCCCUAUUGAUCCGGCGCCGAGGAGCGAGUUUGGUGGGAUGGUAGGCGUCGGAGGUAGUGGUACCAAUGCGGUGGGGUUUGGGACUAUGAGAGGCGAGUGGGUCGGGGGCAUGGAGGUGAGUUGAGAGCGAAGUGCGCGAGGGGUGGGGUCAGGGGGGGGUGCAGAAUUUUUAAGCUGACGAGUGAGGCUAUUUGCGUGCCUGAUCGUACAGGUGGUGCUGAUGAGUGGGGAAGUGAUCAAAACCAAAGGCUCGAGUAGGGCUCGUGAGUUGAAGUGAUGUCAUAACCGUUCGGCGAACACUUAAAAACUAAUCCCACCCUUGACGGCGUUGCUCCUCCAUAUCAAGGCAAAUCCUCGACGGGGUGGGACGUUGGUCGUCUCUUCCUCGGCUCGGAAGGCACAUUAGGCGUGAGUGCAAUACAAGGUGUGGCUCCUCUGUGGAGAAACAGCCUCUGAUAAUCAUGACUUCCCCCUCCUACCUAGAUCAUCACCUCCAUAACGGUCCGGUUGGCCCCACUCGUCCCCCUAAAAGUCGCCAUCGCCUCCUUCCCCAGCAUCUCCCAAGCCGUCCUCUCCGUCGUUUCCAUAAUCCAAGCCGGUCUGAACCCCACCUCCCUCGAACUUCUCGACGGUCUCUCCAUCAAAGCGAUGAACCUAGCCGAAAUGAUGCCGAAACCGUUGGAAGAGAUCCCGACGGUGAUGAUGAGGUUCGGAUCACCCUUCCCGGAAGCGGUAAAUGGGGCAAUGGAGAAAGUCGAGGAGAUUGUAAAGGGUUUUGGAUGUAGGGAGUUUAGGGUCGCGAAGGAUGAUAGGGAGAGUGAGGUGUUUUGGAAAGCGAGGAAGGUAGGUACUAAGUGGCAUGAAGAUCCGACUCGUCUCUCGGACAAAGAUUGAUCCCAAACUCGUUCCAACUCGCAGGCACAAUACUGGUCCCAACAACUACUCCUUUCCCCUUCACCCACCUCAACCCCCUGCCGUACCUUGAUAACCGACAUCUGCGUUCCCAUAUCCCAACUGCCCUCCUUCAUAACCCAAUCCGAGGCUUUGGUGAACCCUCUCGCUUCGAAAGGGAUCCUCGCUCCCGUCGUCGCGCACGCAGGCGAUGGCAACGUUCAUCGAGCUAUACUGUACCUCCCUCACCCUCAAACGGGGCUCGCUCCCAAAGAAGUGGGCGAAUUGGCAGAGGCGUUGAGUUCGCUCGCUUUGGAACUUGGAGGUACGGUCGCGGGUGAACAUGGGAUCGGGAUGACGAAGAGGAAAUACCUCAGGAAGGAAUUGGGGGAAGGGACGUUGGGAUUGAUGAGGAAGGUCAAGAGCUUGUUGGAUCCGUUGGGUUUGUUGAAUCCGGGGAAAGUGAUUUACGAGACGGUGGAGGAGGAGAGGAGGGAGAGUCGGUUGUAG